Messenger RNA from Myripristis murdjan (pinecone soldierfish), 4371 nucleotides. It is a transcript of the gene ppp6c, whose product is annotated as protein phosphatase 6, catalytic subunit. Bases 141 to 1058 code for a protein of 305 amino acids. Gene Ontology annotation, molecular function: protein serine/threonine phosphatase activity. NCBI's taxonomy places the organism in Eukaryota, Metazoa, Chordata, Actinopteri, Holocentriformes, Holocentridae. The transcript has 7 exons. The record is from RefSeq and is a predicted model, not a curated record.
ACGAAGAAGAAGAAAAAGAAGAAGAAGAAGAAAGCAACAAGACACACAUGCCGUCAAAAGCCAAGAGGAAGAAGCAGAAGCGCUAGCUAGUUAGCUUAUUUUUGGUUUACAACUUCUUUACAACUUUUUGUGUUUGAAUAAUGGCGCCGUUAGACCUGGAUAAGUAUGUUGAAAUAGCAAGACAAUGCAAAUACCUGCCGGAAAACGACCUGAAGAGAUUAUGUGAUUAUGUUUGUGAUUUGCUGCUUGAAGAAUCAAAUGUGCAGCCUGUCUCUACUCCAGUUACUGUUUGUGGAGAUAUUCAUGGACAGUUUUAUGACCUCUGUGAGCUCUUCAGAACCGGAGGACAAGUUCCAGACACAAAUUACAUUUUUAUGGGAGAUUUCGUGGACAGAGGAUAUUAUAGCUUGGAGACAUUUACACAUCUGCUAGCUUUAAAAGCAAAGUGGCCGGAUCGCAUCACGCUUCUGCGAGGAAACCAUGAAAGCAGACAAAUAACACAAGUGUAUGGCUUUUAUGAUGAGUGCCAAACAAAAUAUGGAAAUGCAAAUGCCUGGCGAUAUUGCACAAAAGUGUUUGACAUGCUAACUGUAGCAGCUUUGAUAGAUGAGCAGAUCCUGUGUGUUCAUGGCGGUCUUUCACCUGAUAUCAAGACCUUGGACCAGAUCCGCACUAUCGAGCGCAACCAAGAGAUUCCCCACAAGGGAGCCUUUUGUGAUCUUGUGUGGUCAGACCCAGAGGAUGUGGAUACCUGGGCUAUCAGUCCACGAGGUGCAGGCUGGCUGUUUGGUUCCAAGGUCACUAACGAGUUUGUCCACAUCAACAAUCUGAAGCUCAUCUGCCGUGCACACCAGCUGGUGCAUGAAGGAUACAAAUUCAUGUUUGAUGAGAAGCUGGUGACAGUGUGGUCAGCGCCCAACUACUGCUACCGCUGUGGAAACAUUGCAUCGAUCAUGGUCUUCAAGGAUGUGAACAGACGAGAGCCCAAGCUUUUCCGAGCUGUCCCAGACUCUGAGCGGGUCAUACCUCCUCGAACAACAACCCCUUAUUUUCUCUGAACCAUUUGUUGUGUUGGUCUUCUGUCUUUUCUUAAACUUUUGGAGACCCCGCAGCCACAGCCAAGGAGCAUGGCACGAGUAUUAACGCAAUGCAACAAGUUUUAGGGAAAAGAUUUUUUGCCAUCUUACCAAGAGGCAAAUGAGAGGAUCCAUACCAGUUUCAUCUCUGUGCAUCCAGUACAAAGGUAGCAUCAGGUUGCAUGCUCAGAUAGAAUUCAGAAAACACAAAAACAAGUUUUGUUGUUUUAAACACAGCCAGAGUGUGUUGGGGUUGUGGGUUGCGAGGUAAGAUGGCUUAAAUAAUUGAUAUUCGGUCUCAAAUAGAUGUCGGCCUGGAAAAAAAAAAUCAUCCUCAUUGUCAAAGUCAGACAUAACCAGCAGCUGGUUUGCUAGCAACACUGGUGCACACCUGGCAAUCCCAGUGUUCACUUGAAGCAGUGCUGCGCAGCUGCAGAGCAAUCAUUGCGUCCAGAGGAUGUAUUUCCAAAUGUAGCUGCAAACAACAAAGAUCUUGUUUAUAUGGUUUUAUUUUUGCUCAUCAGCUUUUGAGAUGCUGCACAAUGUAUUUCCUUCUGUAACGGUUUGUCUGUGACUUGACUGAGCACCAGGAUAGUCUCAGAACGCCUAAAUGUUUUUUUAUCACAGAGGUUAAACAUGCCAGGACGCUCUCUUUUACCAACCAAAUUAAAUUAACAAACAAACCAAAAACUCAUUUUAAUAUUGUUAGUCAUGCUAUUGAUUGAUCAUCAAGUAUCAGUGCAGAGGCAAACUGUAAGACCUGCAAAUUCAUUUUUUUUUUACUCACAAAUUGUUUAUCACUCAGCACAUCACUCCUCCCACUCAAAACAUAAUAUUCCACCAUAAUCUUAUGAUACAUACAUGCUGUCCAAUUUCUGCUAACAUUUAUACACAAACUGAAAUCUUUACCCUGUCCUGUGGAUAGUCUCCCUGUUAAAUUCCUAAAGGAAAUUAAAUGAAGUCAGUCCCUCUGUUUUAAAACUUACACAUCGCCUAAUGUCUUGCACUUUCCCUUUGUCUUUUAGAACCGCUCUUGUGCAUCCUUAUGCAGCAACACUUGAAUUAGUACAUACAUUUUAAACUCCUGUCUCUUGCUAAAGUUCUCUAUAAAAUCAUGGCUAAAUUAACUUUUAUUCUGUAUGGAUGGAAUUUGUCUGAGAGGUCUCAAUCUGGUUUUAGAUCUCAACGCAGUAGAGAGACCGCCAUCAGAGAUGCCAGAUAACCCGAACUGUUUGUCAUUUUAGCUGUUAGUGUGGCGUUCCUCAUUGACCGUCUUGAGCAUUGGGUUGGUGUCUCUGGAUCUGCUCUGGUCUGCUUUUAGUCCCACCUCUAUUGUAGGACUUUCUGUGUUGGCCUCAUAAAUCUAGUUUGCCUUUUGGGGUACCACAAAGUUCAGUACUUGGCCCCAUUUUAUUUUCUUUUUAUUUACAGCUGUUGGGCCACCUCAUUCACACCCAUAUGAACUUACAUUUUUAUACCGAUGAUGUGCUGCUGUAUUAGUGCUGCAAUCCAAAUACUUGCUUUAGGGAAGUAGGGUCACUACGUAGGGUGGACAUUGUAAUUGGAUGUCCUAAAAAAAAUUUUACAGCUUAAUACUGGUGAAACUGAGAAUAUUGGAAUUUCUAGAUCACUUACUAACUUGAAUAUUUUUGCUUCAUGUCGGUGAACAUUGUUGGAAUCUUGGAGGUGUUUUUGAAAAUUAGAUCACCAUGGAUAAAAACAAUAACUCUGCUGCACUCUUGCAUAUUUCACCUUAGGCAAAUCUACAAAAUUAAGUCGUCUCUACAAAUUUGGCAACAGUCAGUCAUGCAUUCAUAAUGUCCCGUUGAGAUUUCCGCAAUUCCCUUGCCUCUCACCGUCCAAAAAUCUCUUAAUGCCCUUCAGAUGUGCCACAAUGCAGCAGCCAGAAUUGCAUUGCUCCACUGGCUGCCUGCUACUUUUAGAAUUUGUUUUAGCAUUUUGAAAAGCACAAAUGGGGUUUUCCUCUGACUAUACAACUGACCUCACUCCAGAAAUACCAGCACAUUCACGUCGAUCCUCAGAUGCUGCUCUACUGCUUACUCCAGAGUCUAGGCUGACGACAAAACAAGACCGUGCUUUUGUAGUCGGGGCCCCUAGCCUCUGGAACAACUUAUCUACAGAGAUUGGGUCAGCAAAGUCAGUUUCUUCUUUUAAGUCUCAUAGAAAAACACAUUUUUAGACUAGCCUUGAUUGUUUAUGGUUUUGUUACUUCACAUUUUUUGCCUUGAUUCUUGAAUCACAUUGCCUGUUCUGUUUUAUUCUAUAUGCUGCCUAUGUUUUACUCACAUCUCUCUGGGCAUUAAUUGCUCUUUUUGGACUUUUGUGUUUUCUAUUGCUCCUGGAAAGCACUUUGUGACUAAGCAAAGUUUAAUGUUAUUAUUCUUAUUCUUACUGCUCUAAUGGAUGCACAGAGAAAUAGAAAUUGGUUAUGGUUAAUAAAAUUACAGCCACAUUUAUUUAUGUUCAUAUUUGGAGAAAUUCAUGGGAGUAACUUAGAUUUCCAGUCUACACUUGCUGAGAGGAUGUUAUUUUCUAUGGCAAAAUCUGUUUGCACCACAUCCAGUUUUUACUGUCAAAAUGAAACCCCACUCUCCACCUUUAAUAUCAGACAUUGUGUGUGCCUAUUUAGAGUACUGUAUAUUAAACAACAUUGUGUAUAUGUUCAAAGGCUAAUGUAUUCUUGUUUAUGGUUUGCCAGUUUGAAUUUGUGGAUGGCUUUUGAAAGACCAGGGCUCGUUUCACUUUGGCAUGCAAUGAAAUGGAAAGUAAAAUAGAAUUGUUGGAAUCUACUGUGAAUAUUAGGCAGUUAGCCUCAUUACAGAAAAAAAAAAAUCACUGCUGCUGAACCCGUCCAGCAGCUCUAUGCAUUAUUAACACCCUUAGAUUUCCAGUUACAAAUAAAUAAAUAACACUUUUUAUUUGUUUGUUCUGAACAUUUCUGUCCUUGUUAGAUCAAAUACCAUGUACAGAAUUUUUAAUACUUACACAAAUGUCCGUCCUGCAUUUACCGGCCAUUAUUUUCUCACUGUACCUACUGUGUCUUCCCAAAAUUGAUAGUGUGAUGAGUUUUUGCAAAGGUUACAAUAGUUCUGUGAGCCUUGAAAUUAUAGGCUUUUGAAAGAAAUUACACAUUCGAUGUUAAAAAAAUCAUAUAAUGCCAAGUACAUAUUACCUGACUAGGUGAAGCUGAGGUUGAUUGGAGAAUUUUUUCAGAUGCCUAUUUGACAUGUUUUUACCCUGUUUUGUUUUAAAAAAAAAAAAAAAAAAAAAAAAA